UUGGGAACUAACCAAUAAAUGAUAAGGAAAACUGUUCGCCCGUGUGAGAUAUACAACGCACUCACGGAAAAGAAAAUAUUCUGGAAAGCAGGAUGGCCAGCAAGAGGCGAACCAACACCACUGCCACUGCUCGGCUAAAACAAGACUUCAUGCGUAUAGUGAAAGAUCCUGUCCCCUACAUUGUAGCUGCUCCUUUAGCCUCCAAUAUAUUAGAAUGGCACUACAUUGUUCUAGGGCCAGCCGAGUCACCCUACGAGGGGGGUUAUUAUCACGGAAAGUUGAUUUUCCCUAGAGAGUACCCCUUUAAACCCCCAAGUAUAUAUAUGAUCACACCCAAUGGAAGAUUUAAGUGCAAUACUAGGCUAUGUUUGUCAAUCAGUGAUUUCCACCCAGACACCUGGAACCCUGCCUGGUCAGUCUCCACCAUCCUGACAGGAUUGUUGAGUUUUAUGCUCGAAAAAAGUCCAACAUUAGGAAGUAUAGAAACUUCUGAUUACACAAAAAGAAGUUUAGCGGCUCAGAGUUUGGCCUUUAAUUUAAAAGACAAAGUAUUUACAGAAACAUUUCCCGAGAUCACCAAGGAAAUUGAAGAAAAACUUCAACAACAACAGGAAGAGCUGGCGCGAAGUACACAAAACACAACAGGACCAACGUCACAAACUUCACCCCAUCCCGGCCUACGACGCACCCCGGGGACUGGGCACGCGAUGAACGCUAAUGGUCAGGAGCAAGGCUUCUUAAAUGGCGCUCUGGCGAACAUUGCCGUCAUAAUCGGGUUCGCAGCUUUUGCAUACACGGUGAAAUACGUACUGAAAAGCAUAGUGGAGUGAAGUUGUAGUUGGUCUUUUCAUUGACAUACCGGAAAACCACUGACGCAGCAGAACUUGAACUGCGAUUGAUUAAUGGUGACAUUUUAAGUGAAUUACGAGAGAAGCUCCCCUUCCUAGAAGCCUACCAUCCUCAGACGAAGUGACUGAGGCGGGAGCAGGCGUAUUAUGAACAUGGACUUUGAACUGUGUGGAAUAAGUUUUUAUUGAUACAGUGUCUAUAAAGCAAAGAGGCGAGGGAGCAGCCACAUGGAUUCUUCAAUGUCGCCUCAUUAGUUACAUAAAUCCCAUUGGAGAUUACUACUCACAAUGAAGAUGUUUCACCAGGUCUUAACGGUGGUCAAAUAUUUUUGAUCCUCGUAUCAUAACUCCCCCACAUCGUCACUGCCCCGACGUCAUUACCGCCCCUAGCCAAAAAAUUAUAUUACCCACGUCGUUCCUCCGCAUCGUCACCCCCACGCGUUGACCCC
Molecule: messenger RNA, 1297 nt
Organism: Lingula anatina
Lineage: Eukaryota; Metazoa; Brachiopoda; Lingulata; Lingulida; Lingulidae
Product: ubiquitin-conjugating enzyme E2 J2
Source: RefSeq, a predicted model, not a curated record